Molecule: messenger RNA, 1621 nt
Organism: Sinocyclocheilus grahami
Lineage: Eukaryota; Metazoa; Chordata; Actinopteri; Cypriniformes; Cyprinidae
Product: spermatogenesis-associated protein 16-like
Exons: 7
Coding region: 1-1314 (437 amino acids)
Biological process (GO): spermatogenesis
Cellular component (GO): Golgi apparatus
Source: RefSeq, a predicted model, not a curated record
AUGGUUUUCCCCAAGUACACAGAGCAUCCAACGCCUGCUACAAUCCAGCCUGAGGAAAAGGGCCCAAACAAGAGAAAAGGGAAAAAGACAGACAGCAGUGCCCCAAAGAGGAGCAAGAAGAAUGACACUCGAAGAAAAGAUGGAUCGCCGGACGACUGUGCGGGAGCAAAUAAUGAACGAAGCCCCCUUCCUGAGCCCCCUCGCAUUUCUCUAAGAGACCUGAUGGAGGCUGAGACAAAGUUAGUGUUCAGUGACGAACAGGACAUUACCCACAAGUCCCUGGCCUCCACCGCCACACAAUUAAUGUGUCAAGCGGCUGAAAUAGGAGGGCCUCCGAGUGGACCUAAUCUCAGCUUUCUGCCUCAAAUUGACAAAUGGCUCGAUGUAGCUUUACAGGACGCCAACUCGUACUACCAACAGAAGAAAUAUGCCACUGCAGCCAGCCGUUUCACUGCUGCACUAGAGGGGCUCCUGGAGGCAGCGCUUUCUUUGGAGAAGAAUUUCUCAGUCAUGUUCACUCCCUGGUCUGGAAAACCAUCCUCAAACAUCAUAGAGAAAAUGGAGGAGGCCUUCCGGAAGCUUCAUCCAGCCUUCACAGACUACAUCUUUACUGACCCGCGUGGAGGUCAUUUGUUGCCACAGACAACAGACUGGAGUCAACCUUCAUCCACACAGAGUUACUUCCUCACGCUUGGCUUCAGAAGGAGAAAUGAUGGAGACUUCCUACAUAAACUUCUCCACAGGAGGUGUCCCACAUUCACAGGGCAAAGUUCUCCAUUCACGCCUCCCAGCUAUAGAGACCUAGAAAUGAUGUUUGAGAUGCAAGGAAAGAAGAUCCUGCCAGUUCUAGAUUUCAUUAAGUGCACCAAGCUAAGUGUGGGAUUUUCCCAAGGAUCUGGACUCAUAGAGCGACUGCAGUAUGCUAGUGUCCUAGGACAGUUGAAUAGGUUCAGAGAACAUAUGCAUGUACUGCAGUACACACUGGCUGAGCUGGCGGUCGCACCCUACCUUCAGGACAUCAGUCCUUCUGACACAGAACUGCUGCUGGCUCUAAUGGCAGACACCAUGGACACCCUUGAAGGCAAGCGGCCUGAUCAGGAACGUGUGUGGAAUGCAAUGCAAAAGGUGGAGGCAGUGAAGGAGAUGCUUUAUCAGCUAGAGGAGACCUACCUGAAGAAGAAGGCACUGAGAGCCACCAGACAGCAAAAGGCUAAAGAGAAGAAAGCCCUGAAAAAGCUGACCCUCAGGAGUCCCUCCACACCACCCCAGGGCCAACUGAAUGCAGGACCCUCAGCCCAGUCAUCCAAUAAGUGAGCCCCUUCCGCCACCCCACAAACACUUAUCUUCUGCCAAGAAGUAGGACACAUCACAGAGCCAUUACUCCACCCUCAGAGAAAUAAAUGGGCUUUGCGGGCGAACCAUCAUUCAGAUCUGUCUUUUCUCAAAUCAUCCCACAUUCAUUUUACGACUCCCUCCUCCACACAAGAAAACCCCUUCCUCACAUGAAUGUACCUGGGCACCUAUUGGGUUGAUUUCUUGCAACAUGAAUAAAAUAGCACCUAUUUUUAAAGCAAAUAUAGGGCUGAAAAGGGACCGUUUCCCUUAAGUAACUGUAUUGGAA